Caenorhabditis remanei is the source of this 1782-nucleotide messenger RNA. RefSeq lists its product as uncharacterized. Gene Ontology annotation, biological process: proteolysis. Gene Ontology annotation, cellular component: cytoplasm. Bases 1 to 1782 code for a protein of 593 amino acids. The record is from RefSeq and is a predicted model, not a curated record. The transcript is spliced from 10 exons. Lineage: Eukaryota; Metazoa; Nematoda; Chromadorea; Rhabditida; Rhabditidae. Gene Ontology annotation, molecular function: calcium-dependent cysteine-type endopeptidase activity.
AUGUCUUUCAGCGUAAAGUUCCCCCCAACAAAAAAAUACAUUUUCGAGAAAAGUGACGAAGAAUGUCGAAAACUUGCAGAGACACUCAGAAGCACCGGAGAAGUGUUCGUUGAUCCAGAAUUUCCUCCCAACGGGGCAUCACUCGGCACAAUAGAAGAUAGAAAAUAUUUCGAGAAAUCAGACGCUCCAUGGUACGCGCCUCAUGAGUUCGACAAAAACUGGAGUGUUUAUAACGAUCCAUGGCCGUUUGAAAUCGCACAAGGAGACAUGGGAGACUGUUGGCUGAUAGCUGUUUUGAUGUGUAUUGCUCAGAGGAAAGAGAUUCUGGAGCAUGUUCUACCACCGCGAGAUUACAAUUUCGAUUGUGGAAUUGUACAGGUUCGAUUGUUCAUCGAUGGAGAAUGGCAAGUGAUCAAAAUCGAUUAUCACAUUCCACAAAUUGAUGGGAAGGAGAGAUUUGUUGAAAGUAAUUCCAAGGAGUUCUGGGCGGCAUUCAUCGAAAAAGCAUUUGCAAAACUCGAAGGAGGUUACGCAGAACUAAAUGGAGGUCACACCGUCAGCUGGGCUUUUGAAUGUCUUACCGGAAAUCCUUGUCGUUCUAUUGCAAUUAAAAAAAAAUAUUGUCCAGACGGUUUUUGGAAAUUUCUCAUUAAGAAUAACUCUUCUAGUUAUUUGAUGGCUGCCGGAACCCACAAUGUAGAAACAGACUUGGAAAAGAAAAAAUACUUCGAAAACUCCGUUCUAGAAACAAACCACGCAUACUCUAUUCUUGAUGUCAAAGAACAAAAUGGAAACCGAUUGAUUCUUAUUGAAGUUUCCUGCAAAUAUCAUCUGGACGAUAAGAAAAUUGAAUCGAGAGUUUUCUGGCUGAAAUUUGAAGAGUUUCUGCUUUGUUUCGGUGAAUUAUAUGUCUGUAAAUAUACAGGAAUAUUAGAGAAACAGUUAUUCAGUCAAACAAUAAAAAGAACUGUGAAACAGGAUUGCCAAGUUCUUCGACUUGACACACAACAGCGUCAGACUUUCCGUAUUGAAGUCAUCUCUGAAGAAUACACACUCAAUGAUCAAGCGCACCUGUAUCUGAACAUUCAUCGUGCAACUACCAAUAACAAGUGUGGAGAAGUAUUGAUGUCAGUGGAGGAUAUAUGCUCAGGUAGAGGAGGAGCGAGUUGUGUUUUGAAUCCUGAGAUUUCUUUUUUUCUUUCUCACAACCUGAUUGAAUCAAUCACCUUGGAUCCGGGAUCCUAUUUUCUUGUAUUCAUACCAACUGAGCACAGUAACAAUGAGCAUACAUUGGACUGGACUGUUGAGAGCUCAACAACACUAGAAAAUGUCUCAAUCAGUUUUGUUAACUUUCCAUGUACGUUUCUUGUCGAAAGCCUUCAAGGAGUGAUCAUGAAGUAUGGAGAGCGAGAAGAAAUUGAAAAAGAAGAAAACGACAAAGAAAAAAUCGUAGUCUACAUAUGGAAGGAUGAUUAUUAUUCACUUGCAUUAGUAGAAAACAACUCGAACUCGGAUUACGUCAGAAUCAAAUCAAAACUGCUAGUGUCUGAUCCUGAUGACAAUGGGGAUCGUUACUACUGGAAUGUUUGGUGUACAGUACCUCCAAAUACCAGAAGCAUCGUCGCUCAUGAAAAUGCUUAUUAUGGUUCCAUUGACAAUAUAGAAGAAUUCAAAGUCAGUUCUUGGUCUCAACUACCUUCGGAUUUUCUUGGGUUUUUAAGUGAAUGGUACAAGCCCUACUUUUUCACCCCACUAUCGAUUGAACCAACCGCUGAAUCAUAA